ACCCUUCAAAAACAAACCAAAUCGAAACCCUUCUUUUCUCUUUCGAUUGCGUGUCUCAACUCGUCUCUCUUAAUCACAAAUGGAUCCUCUGUUACCCAUUGUGGCUCUUUCGCUUGUGUUGGGUGCCAUAAUCGCCUUAGUAUUCUUCAACACAUACUUCCGCAAUCGCAAAUCCGAAAUCCGAUCCAUCGCUAACCCGAAUUUGAAUCCGAAUCCACAUUCGGUUCCCAACCCUAAACCCCCUCCCAAGAAGCCUCUCUCCAAACCUCAUUCCUCUGACAAGGAUCAAAUCAAGCGCCAUCAUCCGUUGGAUUUGAAUACCUUGAAAGGCCACGGUGAUGCAGUUACGGGGUUAUGCUUCUCCCCGGAUGGACGAAAUUUGGCAACAGCUUGUGCUGAUGGAGUUGUGAGAGUAUUUAAGUUGGAUGAUGCUUCAAGUAAAAGUUUCAAGUUUCUAAGAAUUAAUUUGCCUGCUGGUGGUCAUCCAACAGCAGUUGCAUUUUCUGACGAUGCAUCCUCUGUUGUUGUGGCAUCUCAUACUCUCUCUGGUUGUUCAUUAUAUAUGUAUGGAGAAGAGAAACCUAAAACUUCUGAAAAUAAACCACAAGCGAAGCUUCCUCUCCCAGAAAUUAAAUGGGAACGUCACAAAGUUCAUGAUAAAAAAGCAAUAUUGACUCUGUUUGGGACCUCUGCAACUUAUGGCAGUGCUGAUGGAAGUACAAUUAUUGCCUCAUGUUCAGAAGGGACUGACAUCAUUCUUUGGCAUGGAAAAACUGGGAAGAAUGUGGGGCAUGUGGAUACAAAUCAAUUGAAAAAUACCAUGGCUACUAUAUCACCCAAUGGCCGUUUUGUUGCAGCUGCAGCUUUUACUGCAGAUGUGAAGGUCUGGGAAAUUGUAUAUGCAAAGGAUGGAUCUGUCAAGGAAGUUGCAAAAGUCAUGCAGCUUAAGGGACAUAAGAGUGCCGUGACUUGGUUAUGCUUUACCCCGAAUUCUGAGCAAAUAAUCACUGCAUCCAAGGAUGGUUCGAUGAGAAUAUGGAAUAUCAAUGUUCGUUAUCAUCUUGAUGAGGAUCCAAAGACACUGAAGGUGCUCCCUAUUCCUCUUCAUGAUUCUACCGGUACUACAUUACACUAUGACCGCCUGAGUAUUUCCCCCAAUGGAAAAAUUUUGGCUGCAACCCAUGGUUCCACAUUGCAGUGGUUAUGUGCUGAGACUGGAAAGGUUUUGGAUACAGCUGAGAAAGCCCAUGAUAGUGACAUUGCAUGCAUUUCGUGGGCUCCAAAAACUAUUCCAAUGGGCAAUGAACAAGUCUUGGUUUUAGCCACCGCUAGUGCUGACAAGAAAGUGAAGUUGUGGGCAUCUCCGUCACUCCCUCCAUCCUAAACUCCCAUGGUGGUGUGCCAAUCUCUGUCAUUAACAUGCCCAUGCACUCUCUGACAACUAGUUUGUGUUAAAGCGAGAUGCUUCAAAAGUUCUCGGAUUUGGUCUCUUUCUUGUUGGUUCAGUCAUUUUGAUUAGAGCUGCAUGGUAUCAUGGAAAGUUGAAUGAGAAACUAAGAAGAGCUGAAAUGUUACAAGCCGUUCAGUUGCGGCUUAGACUUGGAUCUUUCGGAAAUUUUGUGACCAAUAAUUUGUAGUGUCUAUAGACAGAUAAUGUUAUCGGUUUUGGUGGUGUUAAUGAGCCUUACGAGAACGAUCACUUGAUUAGUAACUUCGGAAGAGGACAUGUAGCACAUGGUGCUACAUUUUAUAUCACAUAAAAAGAAUUUUUUAUCAUAUUUCC
Abrus precatorius (Indian licorice) is the source of this 1783-nucleotide messenger RNA. RefSeq names its product transducin beta-like protein 2. Gene Ontology annotation, molecular function: protein binding. The record is from RefSeq and is a predicted model, not a curated record. The transcript has 10 exons. Bases 80 to 1384 code for a protein of 434 amino acids. NCBI's taxonomy places the organism in Eukaryota, Viridiplantae, Streptophyta, Magnoliopsida, Fabales, Fabaceae.